AUGGGAAUUGAGCAGAUUGAAGGUGAACCUUUGGAAGGUGAACCUUUGGAAGGUGAACCUUUGGAAGGUGAACCUUUGGAAGGUGAACCUCUGGAAGGUAAACCACUGGAAGGUGAACCUCUGGAAGGUGAACCUCUGGAAGGUGAACCACUGGAAGGUAAACCUCUGGGAGGUGAACCUCUGGAAGGUGAACCUCUGGAAGGUGAACCUCUGGAAGGUGAACCACUGGAAGGUGAACCUCUGGAAGGUGAACCACUGGAAGGUGAACCUCUGGAAGGUGAACCACUGGAAGGUGAACCUCUGGAAGGUGAACCUCUGGAAGGUGAACCUCUGGGAGGUGAACCUCUGGAAGGUGAACCUCUGGAAGGUGAACCACUGGAAGGUGAACCUCUGGGAGGUGAACCUCUGGAAGGUGAACCUCUGGAAGGUGAACCUCUGGAAGGUGAACCCCUGGAAGGUGAACCUCUGGAAGGUGAACCUCUGGAAGGUGAACCUCUGGAAGGUGAACCUCUGGGAGGUGAACCUCUGGAAGAUGAACCUCUGGAAGGUGAACCUCUGGAAGGUGAACCCCUGGAAGGUGAACCUCUGGAAGGUGAACCUCUGGAAAGUGAACCCCUGGAAGGUGAACCUCUGGAAGGUGAACCUCUGGAAGGUGAACCUCUGGAAGGUGAACCCCUGGAAGGUGAACCUCUGGAAGGUGAACCCCUGGAAGGUGAACCUCUGGAAGGUGAACCUCUAGAAGGUAAACCACUGGAAGGUUUACUUCCACACCACCACCACCAACACUCCAGUUACAUUCCAGACACCACCUACACAUACCCACUUAACAUUCCUCCUCCACCUUCUUACAUUACUACUCGGAAAACUUACUCAAUACCUCAUUAG
Messenger RNA from Procambarus clarkii (red swamp crayfish), 885 nucleotides. The record is from RefSeq and is a predicted model, not a curated record. Lineage: Eukaryota; Metazoa; Arthropoda; Malacostraca; Decapoda; Cambaridae.